Salvia hispanica is the source of this 2740-nucleotide messenger RNA. Its product is annotated as vacuolar protein sorting-associated protein 35B-like. The record is from RefSeq and is a predicted model, not a curated record. Gene Ontology annotation, biological process: intracellular protein transport; retrograde transport, endosome to Golgi. Gene Ontology annotation, cellular component: late endosome; retromer, cargo-selective complex; retromer complex. Lineage: Eukaryota; Viridiplantae; Streptophyta; Magnoliopsida; Lamiales; Lamiaceae.
UUUUUAAUUUCGACGUUCAAAUCGAUUCAAGCCUGGCGAUUGCAUCUGAUUCCUGUUUGGGAGAGGCGAAAUGAUGAUAUCAAACGGAAUCGAAGACGAGGAGAAAUGGCUCGCCGAAGGCAUCGCCGGAAUUCAGCACAACGCCUUCUACUUGCAUCGAGCUUUGGAUUCCAAUAAUCUACGGGAAGCACUCAAAUACUCUGCGCAAUUGUUAUCUGAGCUAAGAACUUCGAGGCUGUCGCCGCACAAAUAUUAUGAGCUCUAUAUGCGGGCUUUUGACGAAUUGAGGAGAUUGGAGAUUUUCUUCAAAGAAGAAGAUCGGCAUGGCUGUCCAGUGAUUGAUCUAUACGAGCUUGUUCAGCACGCAGGGAACAUCUUGCCUAGACUGUAUCUUCUAUGCACAGUUGGAUCUGUUUAUAUAAAAUCAAAAGAGGCUCCGGCUAAGGAUAUUCUCAGGGAUCUUGUUGAAAUGUGCCGUGCUGUUCAGCAUCCCGUCCGUGGGCUUUUCCUAAGAAGUUAUCUUGCUCAAGUUAGUAGAGAUAAGCUACCAGAUAUUGGUUCAGAGUAUGAAGGCGAAGGUGAUACUGUCAUGGAUGCUGUGGAGUUUGUGCUACAGAAUUUCACAGAGAUGAAUAAGCUCUGGGUCCGGAUGCAGCACCAGGGACCUCACAGGGAGAAAGAGAAACUCGAAAAGGAACGGAACGAACUGCGCGAUCUGGUGGGCAAGAAUUUACAUGUCCUGAGUCAGAUAGAAGGUAUUGACCUUGAAAUGUACAGAGACACUGUUCUUCCUAGUGUAUUGGAGCAGAUUGUGAAUUGUAAGGAUGAACUUGCCCAAUAUUAUUUGAUGGACUGCAUAAUUCAAGUAUUUCCAGAUGAAUACCACUUGCAGACUCUUGAGACGUUAUUGAGUGCCUGCCCCCAACUUCAACCUACGGUUGACCUGAAAACAGUUUUAUCUCAACUGAUGGAGAGGUUAUCAAACUAUGCUUCCUUGAAUCCUGAAUUGUUACCAGAAUUUUUACAAGUUGAAGCAUUUUCGAAGCUGAGCAAUGCAAUUGGAAAGGUCAUGGAAGCACAAGUUGAUAUGCCUGUUGUUGGAGCAAUUUCUUUAUAUGUUUCUCUUCUGACUUUCACUCUCCGUGUACAUCCUGAUAGGCUGGAUUAUGUGGAUCAAGUGCUGGGAGCAUGUGUCAAAAUAUUAUCUGGAAAACCGAAGCUUGAAGACAGUAAAGCAACAAAACAAGUUGUCGCCCUUCUGAGUGCUCCGCUUGAUAAAUAUGAUGAUAUUGUCACAGCUCUCACACUUUCUAAUUAUCCUCGUGUGAUGGAUCAUCUUGAUGCUGGAACAAAUAAAGUCAUGGCGAUGGUUAUCAUCCGAAGCAUUAUGAAAAACAAAAGUUGGGUUUCAACUUCUGACAAGGUUGAGGUACUAUUUGAACUUAUCAAAGGGCUUAUAAAGGAUUUGGAAGCAAUUUCUACAGAUGAGCUUGAUGAAGAGGACUUCAACGAGGAGCAAAACUCUGUUGCAUGCCUAAUGCACAUGUUGUAUAAUGAUGAACCAGAGGAGAUGUUAAAGAUAAUAUGUACUGUGUGGAAGCAUGUAAUGUCUGGAGGUCCAAAACGCCUACCCUUCACAGUCCCAUCUCUUGUUUUCUCUGCUCUCAAGUUGGUGAGGAGACUACAAGGCCAAGAUGGAGAUGUAGGUGGAGAGGAAGUUCCAGCCACCCCAAAGAAGAUAUUUCAGCUCCUUAAUCAGAUCAUUGAGACUCUUUCCGUAGUUCCUGCACCUGAGCUGGCAUUAAGGCUGUACUUGCAAUGUGCAGAGGCAGCUAAUGAUUGCGACCUUGAGCCGGUGGCUUAUGAUUUUUUCACACAGGCCUUUGUCUUAUACGAGGAAGAAGUAGCGGAUUCUAAAGCCCAGGUGACAGCUAUACACCUAAUAAUAGGGACUCUACAAAGGGUGAAUGUCUUCGGUGUCGAGAACAGAGAUACCUUGACUCAUAAAGCCACAGGGUACUCAGCGAAACUUCUAAAGAAGCCAGAUCAGUGCAGAGCAGUUUAUGCGUGUUCACAUCUUUUCUGGGUUGACGAUCAGGAUGGCAUUAAAGAUGGAGAAAGGGUUCUGCUCUGCUUGAAGCGUUCAUUAAGGAUUGCCAACGCUGCUCAGCAGAUGACAAAUGUUACCAGGGGUAGCAGUGGACCUGUAACUCUCUUCGUUGAAAUACUUAACAAGUAUCUAUAUUUCUUCGAGAAGGGAAAUCCUCAGAUUACAGCUUCUGUGAUUCAAGGCCUAAUAGAGUUGAUUAAAACCGAGAUGCAGAGUGACAAUGCAGUUGUGAAUCCUGUAUCAGAUGCAUUCUUCACAAGCACGUUGCGUUAUAUUCAAUUCCAGAAAGAAAAAGGAGGCGCUAUGGGUGAAAAGUAUGAUUCUAUUAAGUUGGGAGGAUAAAGAUCGAGGAACUGAACCGUUUAUCUGUAAGGGCUAUGAAGAGUUCUCCUUUGUUAUUUUGGAUCUCGACACGAACAGCGAAGCCGAGAAACUGCACAUCCACUGUAUUAUUCUGUUAGCUGGUGUUCUUCAUAAUUUGUACUAUGCAUUAAUGAGUUCCUAGAAUAGUAGACUGAUUCUUGAAUCAUGUUGGACGUGGCCAAUAAUAAUGGUCCAAAUCGGCUCUAUUGUGUAUAAGAAACUAAUGUAUAUUGAUUUGUUUCUAAACAAUAAACUUGUUUCUGUAAA